Molecule: messenger RNA, 1289 nt
Organism: Pseudomyrmex gracilis
Lineage: Eukaryota; Metazoa; Arthropoda; Insecta; Hymenoptera; Formicidae
Exons: 6
Coding region: 182-1012 (276 amino acids)
Biological process (GO): innate immune response; regulation of Toll signaling pathway; central nervous system formation
Cellular component (GO): extracellular region
Molecular function (GO): growth factor activity; Toll binding
Source: RefSeq, a predicted model, not a curated record
CCCACGGAUCGGAAGUCGUCAUAUCCAAAUCGCUUUAAGUAAUUCGCGAAGUGUUCUAAAAGCUUAAAAGUGGUUACGCAGCAGCUACUUUAACAGUACAGUGCUGGCGCUUGUUUGUGUAUAAUGUGCUUCGUUUUACAUCGUACAUAGAAGUGAACGAGGGUAGAAAAAAUUAAUUGCAAUGGCGUUGAAAAAUCUUAUUACAAUGCUUUUAUUAGCGAAUCUCGUUAUUUUCAAAAUCGUUGUUGCAAUCCGUGUUAACAACGACGCAGAUGACUUUUACAAGACUUAUUACCUCAAUAAGUACAAUAGAAAUUAUCGUGAUGAUCAAAAAGAGUCUAAGGAAAAUGCAAGGAAACUCGCCAAACACAUUGCCAUAGCAAUUACCGAAUCAAACAAUUAUGAAGAACAAUCGCAUUCAGAAGACGAUGAAAAAGUAAAGCGGCCUAGAUUUAUAUUUCCCGACCAAAUGCUGCAAAUGCGACUUGAAAACGAGAAACCUCUAAUGAUCCCGACAAACUGUGGCGCUCAAACUUUCUGCGAAAAUGUCUCCAAUUAUCCUCAACGUUUUAUGGACCAACUGAUCCUAAACAAUUCCACUCUGAGACAUUACACGAUUCAAGAUGUUAUGCCUAUUAAAACGCGAGCAUACACCGAAGAAAAUCCACUUUGUGUACCUAUAGAACGAUUAAUUCAUCCACAAUCGGGUCGAAACAUGAAAAACGAAUCGCUUUUCAUCAUUCAGUCGAACGCGACGGGUUUCGUUCAGGCUAUAAGAAUCGAGACUUGCCUAAACGAGAAUAGCGAGUGCAGGCUGAUCGAUGUUCCUCUCGGAUACUCCAUGACGUGCAAACAGAAAUAUAUUUAUCGCGAGCUGUAUGCCAUCAGCGACACAGGCGAAGUAAUUCGAGAUCAUUUUAAGUUACCCGCAAGUUGUUGCUGUCAUUCUAAGUUCGAUCCUCAGAUCGUCAAUGAAGUACAAAACAGCUUCAAAAAAAGAUACAACAUGUAACGUGUUUUACAUACACAUGUAUAAAAAUAUUUAAAAAAAUGUUUUACAUAGAUAAAAAUACAUAUAUAUUUUUAAGCUAUUACGAGCGCACGGAAUAAAUUAGUUGGCCACCGAAUCAAUCUUACGUUAUCAAAUCUGAUGGCAAGAUUACUGUGUACUCUCUCUCUCGCUAGUAACUAAGUUUUUAGAACACUGUAUGCCGAAUAAGAAACUCUGACGAUCUGAAAAAAAGUAAGAAUAAAACGACAUGCAAAAAACAAAAUAACUGUAUGUUAAA